Molecule: messenger RNA, 1666 nt
Organism: Paramuricea clavata
Lineage: Eukaryota; Metazoa; Cnidaria; Anthozoa; Malacalcyonacea; Plexauridae
Source: the annotation of a GenBank genome assembly
CAUUUCUGGAGUUGCGACAAACAAAACCAACUCCAACACGUCAAACAAAUCCAACAAGUCAAACAAAACCAACAAGUCCAACAAACCCAACAAGUCCAACAAGUCAAACAAACCCAACAAAUCCAACAAGUCAAACAAGUCAAACAAAACCAACAAGUCAAACAAAACCAACAAGUCCAACAAAGCCAACAAGCCAAACAAUCCAACAAGUCAAACAAAACCAACAAGUCCAACAAACCCAACAAGUCAAACAAAUCCAACAAGUCAAACAAGUCAAACAAAACCAACAAGUCAAACAAAACCAACAAGUCAAACAAAACCAACAAAGCCAACAAGCCAAACAAAUCCAACAAGUCAAACAAAACCAACAAGUCCAACAAACCCAACAAGUCAAACAAAACCAACAAGUCCAACAAACCCAACAAGUCAAACAAAUCCAACAAGUCAAACAAGUCAAACAAAACCAACAGUCAAACAAAACCAACAAGUCAAACAAAACCAACAAGUCCAACAAAGCCAACAAGCCAAACAAAUCCAACAAGUCAAACAAAACCAACAAGUCCAACAAACCCAACAAGUCAAACAAAUCCAACAAGUCAAACAAGUCAAACAAAACCAACAAGUCAAACAAAACCAACAAGUCAAACAAAACCAACAAAGCCAACAAGCCAAACAAAUCCAACAAGUCAAACAAAACCAACAAGUCCAACAAACCCAACAAGUCAAACAAAACCAACAAGUCCAACAAACCCAACAAGUCAAACAAAUCCAACAAGUCAAACAAGUCAAACAAAACCAACAGUCAAACAAAACCAACAAGUCAAACAAAACCAACAAGUCUAACAAAGCCAACAAGCCAAACAAAUCCAACAAGUCAAACAAAACCAACAAGUCCAACAAACCCAACAAGUCAAACAAAUCCAACAAGUCAAACAAGUCAAACAAAACCAACAAGUCAAACAAAACCAACAAGUCAAACAAACCCAACAAGACAAACAAAACCAACAAAGCCAACAAGCCAAACAAUCCAACAAGUCAAACAAACCCAACAAGUCCAACAAACCCAACAAGUCAAACAAAUCCAACAAACCCAACAAGCCAAACAAUCCAACAAGUCAAACAAACCCAACAAGUCCAACACACCCAACAAGUCCAACAAACCCAACAAGUAAAACAAAUCCAACAAGUCAAACAAAACCAACAAACCCAACAAGUCCAACAAAACCAACAAGUCAAACAAAACCAACAAGUCCAACAAACCCAACAAGUCCAACAAGCCAAACAAUCCAACGAGUCAAACAAAACCAACAAUCCAACAAGUCAAACAAAACCAACAAGUCAAACAAACCCAACAAGACAAACAAAACCAACAAAUCCAACAAGCCAAACAAUCCAACAAGUCAAACAAAAUCAACAAACCCAACAAGUCAAACAAACCCAACAAGUCCAACAAACCCAACAAGCCAAACAAUCCAACAAGUCAAACAAAACCAACAAACCCAACAAGUCCAACAAACCCAACAAGUCAAACAAAACCAACAAGACAAACAAAACCAACAAACCCAACGAGUCCAACAUUCCAACAAACAAAACUCGUACUGACGGAUUGUGGAAGUUAUUAAUCUUUCGUGCUCAGUCUACUGUAGCUGUGACCCCUCAUGUUUGA